GCGCAACGUUCAGUAAGCCGCCGACUGCGCACAAGAGUAGUUGCCGUCUCCACUCUAUCGAAGCAGCCUCCUCGAAGUGUCUCGAACGGGUGCCGUCCGUACACGUUCGAGCCCCACCCUUCCCCGCCAAGAAACAGUUUUGCGACAUUCUCUGCAGCGGGUUGGUUUUUGAUUUGUUUGUUUGUUUGCUGCACAGUUUCCUCGCUUACCUGCCCGUUUAAGUCGCCUGCGCAUACGAUUGUUAACCACCCACAAAGGAUGAAGGUGAUGCACCAACCAGCAUAGGGACAGGAAAUAGUUGACCGAAACGCUACCCCCGUGCCUUGAAGGCAUACCCGAAGGCGACCAGUACACGCCUUUUCGGGGAGUUCACCGUAACAGCAACUGCCAGGAGAUCGGGAGUUGGUCGAGGGUCAUACACGUCGCCACGCCGAGUCAGCAGAGAGAGCGGUAGGAGGAGACCGAGUCCGCGCACCGAACCCCGAACGGACGGCCCACACCCCGGGGGAAGGUGUGGUGUGUUUCUUUUUUUUACGGCCGUUCUGUGCCGCUAGUGUACGAGGCAGGCAGUGGCAGAAAAAAUCGGAGGGUGAACGAGCCACGCCACAAUGUUUCCGCUUCACAAAGGAGCGGAGCUAUUCUUAGCAAUAGCGAUUCUAGCCUUAUGGAGCGGCAAUGAAUCAGCCGCCGCCGACAACAACCAGCGCGUCGUGUGCUACUACACAAACUGGUCCGUCUACCGACCGGGCACGGCCAAGUUUACGCCACAGAACAUCAACCCCUACCUCUGCACCCAUCUGAUCUACUCGUUCGGCGGGUUUACGAAAGAGAACACGCUCAAACCGUACGACAAGUAUCAGGACAUCGAGCAAGGUGGAUUUGCUAAAUUUACCGGCCUGAAGACGUACAACAAGAAUCUGAAAACGCUGCUAGCCAUCGGCGGGUGGAACGAGGGCUCGUCCCGCUUCUCGCCGCUGGUGGCGGACGCCGAGCGGCGCAACCAGUUCGUCAAGAACACGAUCAAAUUCCUGCGCCAGAACCAUUUCGACGGGCUCGAUCUCGACUGGGAGUAUCCGGCGUUCCGCGAUGGCUCGAAGCCGAAGGAUCGGGAAAACUACGCCCAGCUGGUGCAGGAGCUGCGGGAGGAGUUUGAGCGCGAGUCGUCCAAAACGGGACGACCGCGCCUGCUGCUCACCAUGGCAGUGCCGGCCGGUAUCGAGUACGUCGAGAAGGGUUACGAUGUGCCGAAGCUGAACAAGUACCUGGACUGGUUCAAUCUGCUCUCCUACGACUACCACAGCGCGUACGAGCCGGCGGUCAAUCACCAUUCGCCGCUGUUCUCGCUCGAGGAAGCGUCCGAGUACAACUUCGACUCUGAGCUCAACAUUGACUACAGCGUAAAGUUCUACCUGAAGGCGGGUGCCGACCGGGACAAGCUGGUGCUGGGCAUCCCGACGUACGGCCGGUCCUACACACUGUACAACCCGGACGCAACCGACAUCGGUGCGCCGGCCGACGGUCCCGGUGAGCAGGGCGAUGCGACACGCGAAAAGGGCUACCUGGCGUACUACGAGAUCUGCUCCAGCCUGAAGGACAGCAACGACUGGACGGUGGUGCAGCCCAACCCGAAAGCGAUGGGCCCGUACGCGUACAAGGGCAACCAGUGGGUCGGCUACGACGACGAGGCGAUCGCACGGCGCAAGGCCAAGUACGUCGCGGAGAACGGGCUCGGCGGCAUCAUGUUCUGGUCGAUCGAUAACGACGACUUCCGGGGCACCUGUCACGGCAAACCGUACCCGAUCAUCGAAGCAGCCAAGGAGGCACUGCUGGCCAGCACAGAAGUGGGCAUAAACGACGUUGCUUCAUCGGGCAGACCGCGCAAGCCGAGUCGUUCGCGCAGCCGGCCAGGUUCGGCCACGCGCAACCGUGUCAACACCGACAACAACAACGAAAUUAAGGCAUCGUUCAAAACUUCCCAGGGACGCAAGGUGGCACGGCCGGUGCGCGUCACCACGACCAGCACCACCACCACGACCACGACGGAGGACUCGCUGUACAUUGGCGGAAGAACUACGACACCGCAGCCACCGACCACACCCGAUCCGGGAGCAGACUUUAAAUGCGAAGACGAAGGUUUCUUCCCGCAUCCGCGCGAUUGCAAAAAGUACUUCUGGUGUCUGGACAGCCCGAGCCUCGGCCUGGUAGCGCAUCAGUUCACCUGCCCGUCCGGGCUGGUGUUCAACAAGCUGGCCGACUCGUGCGACUACGCCCGCAACGUGAUCUGCUCCAAGACGGCACCGUCGACCACCUCCUCGACGACCAGCACGACCACCUCGACGACGACCACGGCAGCAGCGCCGACGACGUCAACGACGGCCCGGCCACGCAUCACGGUCGCCACCAACCGGAACAACUUCUUCAACCGGGGCAUCUUCACGACCACGACGACCACCACCACGGCGGAACCGACGGUCGAGGCCGACUACUCGGACGAGGACAACACCGAGACGCAGCCGGAAGAGGACCCGAAGGUGAUCAAGGAGCUGAUCGCGCUGAUCAAGAAGGUGGGCGGCAUCGAGGAGCUGGAGAAGCAGCUGCAGGCCCAGGAGGACGGUUCGAUCCUGCUGAAGGGUGCGGAAGCCGAUCCGGUGUCGACGACCGCGCCAACCAUCAGCAAGUCGCUGUACGAGCGGGUGCUGAGCCGCACCGGCAACGUCGGCCAGAAGUUCCGACCGGCCAUCACGUUCACGCAGCAGCAGGACCGGGCCGGCUCGCUGCCGGAGAACAAGUACUCGUCGGUGGUGCGCAACUCGUACACGAACAGCCGCGUGGGACCGCAGAACGAGGGCCUGGACCAGCUGCCCGAGUUCGAGGGCGUGUUCCGGGAGAAGCCGAAGUACGUGACGCUGCAGCGCGCCCGCCCGACGAAGGCCGCCUCGAUCGAGGACCGGUACGACGACGACGAGGACAUUGACGAGGAGGAAAACCAACCGUCCACGUUUACGACCGGCAGGCCGACGGCCGUGCCGAAGUACGUCAGCAUUAGGCGGCAGCGACCGACGACGGUCGCGGAGCAGCCGCAACCGGAGGUGGACGCUGAGGAACCAGCGGAGGACGAGCAGGAGGAGGAGGAGGAGGAGCCGCAGACAGUGAAUCGUAACUGGUACCGCAAACCGACCGAAGCGUCACAGCCGACAGAGAGUGAGCCGGAGCGUUCGUCUCCUAAUCGCUACAACACGAUCGAUCGCAGACGGACGACCAGCGUACCGUACACCAGCAGCCGACUGCAGGAGACCGAACGCGAUGAUGUAGGCACAGAUUCUUCUCUAUUGGUACCAUCUACAGACUUCCAAACCAUAUACACUACAGCUUCCACCACCACCACCACGCUCGAACCAUCACCACAAUCCUCCGAACCAAACUUGAUACCUUACAGCACACGACAGUACAGUAGCGUUGAGCGGGUCAGCGGCAACACGAUUAGCGACGAUGGCGACGACGACGACGUCGACGGCGACGAUCGCAGCGGCAACCCUAGUAGUAGUAGUAGUAGCGAUAGUAGUAACGAUAGCGAUAGUAGCACUAGCGCGGGCCCGAAACCGACCACCGCCGGUUUGGACAGCGAUCGGGCGUCGGACGCGGAGGUGACCGACACCACCGUGCCGAUCGGGCCGACGCUGCACCGGGCGGACGACACUGGCAGUAGUAGUGACGGUAGUAGCGCGUCGGGCUGGCCGGCCGACACGACGCUCGAGGUAACCACCGCCGUGCCUAACACCGGUGAAAGCGUUACGGGUAGUAGUGUACUGGACGCUGGUUUGGUGGGUGGUAGUGACACGUUUGCUAAUCCCGACAGGCGGUUCGGCUCCCCGUACGAGGGGCCCGAGGACGACGAGACGGUGGCACCCAGCGUCACCACUACCGCCAGCAGCAGCAGCAGCAGCAGCAGCCGGGCGACGGCGACGACGGCAACGACGACGCCGUCCGUACCGUCGACCACGGUGGCUACUAGUCCCCCCACUAACGAUGCUACCUCUAACUCCGUUUUCAAAUUCACAAGAACUAGGAAGCCAGCGACUACCACCACCACCACCACCAUUGCCACUACCGACACCCCACUAGAACCUGUCACUAACCCUAGCCGGCGAAUCGGUGGCGCUGCGCCCGUGCGGGCAGCGCCCCGUCCAUUCGUGGCGGGCGCCCGUCGCACGCGGCCGACGCGCGUGCCCGACGCGGCGACCACCACUGCCGCGGCCGCCGUCCCCGACCCGACGACACUGCGCACGGUCAAGGUGAGUUUUUCCAAUGCCCAGAGAUUUGAUCUUUCAGCGAGCCGGCAGCGCCGGGUCGGCAGUGCCGACAGUGCCGAACAGCAGCCGCCGCAGGAGGGUCCGGCGGGUGAGCAGCCGGCAGCGAGGGCACCGGCCGCACGCGGCAACCGUGGCCGGGUGCGGUUCCGGACUGCGCCCGAACCGGCGCCGGCCGCUCGCUCGACGCCCCUGUCGUACGACGAGCCCAGUAGGCCGCCGGUACCGUUUGCAGGCAGCAGCAGUAGCACCACCGACAUCACCACCACUACCACGCAAACUGUAAGCCGCCGCCGCACGAGACCAACAGCCGCCAGCGAGCAGCUUGCCGCCAAUCGGUUUGCGCUCGGUCGCACGACCACGCUCGAGCCGCUCACGACCGUCACCGAGCGGGGCUCGCUGCGGCGCGUCAAUUUCAGCCUGUACAGUGGGCGCCGCUCGAGCGAAAGCCCCGUCCCGAGCCCCACCACCUCCACCGAGGAGCCGCGCAUCGAGACGGAACCGGUGACGCCGGAGAUCCGCUCCUACACGCGCAUCGCGGACGACCCGUUGAUGACGCAGGAGCGCAUACUGCUCACGCUCGGCACCGCUCUGCGGUACGGUUUCAGCAGCCGCAACGAGCUCACCACGGGGGGCACUACGGCCGCCCAAGCGUUCACCACCGUGCAGGACAGCUUCAGCACGGUCGCACCGGCCCCAGCCCGCUCCACCUUCCGCGGGCGGCCGUUCGGGCGGUCGGAAAGCGUGGACAGCACGGUGAACAGCCUGCUGGCGGAAAGCCUCAACGACAUGUCGACCGAGCUGCCGAGCCAGGCGGAGGACGCCACCGACAGCCGGCUGCUGAACGAAAUCACCACCCUGUACAAUGUGAACGCGGCCGAGGUCGACACGACCACACCGCAGCCGCGCAAGCUCGCCUCGGUGCGGUACAGCCCGCCCAGCACGACCGAAGCCGUCGACACGACACUCAACGUGGUCGUGUCCGAGGUCAACACGAACAAAACGUUCAUACCGGGCCGCACGCGCCCAACCAGACCGGCCCGACUGCGCACGACGGCGGCUGACACGAGCGCCCAAACGCCCGACAGCACAGACGCGACCACACGGGCCCCGUCGCGCCGACCAUUCGCCCCACGCAGACCAGCGCAGGAGGGUUCGCUCGCGGCCCGACUCACACCGACGGAGGAACCGCUCGGCAACGAUGUGACCGAGCGAGCGACCGGCAUCUCCACCACCAAGCGCCAGCGGGCGAACCGACGCCGUACGACCACGGCGGCGCCUUCAACGACGACCCCGGCAGCCGCCUCCACGGUGGAAGACAGGUCUCCCCUGCCGAGAUCGCGCGCCUCCUUCAACACGGAGCAGCGCCGGCAGCGCUUGCCAGGCAAUCGGCUGCUGAAGCCGGCCUCCACCACGCCGACCACCACGACGGAGUCGUUCACGGUCGAGCCGACCUUCCCGGACAGCAAUGUGGCCAACUCGGACUUUACCACCGUCAUUACGGACACGUCGAACGAGAUUGCGCCGGGCGGGUACGACCUGCUGAACAGCGACAACCUGCUCAGCCUGCCGAACCUGCGCACCGGCGAGCAGGCGGACGAGGACGAGGACAGCGCCACGGAAACACUCUCCACGCUGACCGCGUCCGCGACCGAGCCAAACCCGAGCUCGAAUCUCGUCGCGGGCGGACCGGCGAAGGCCGAGCCGCCGCGCCCCAACGACAGCCAGCAGAUCGAGUCGGAAUCGAUCCCGGCCCGUGCCUCGACGCGCGGUUUUGGCGCGACGCGCCGCAAGUUUACCGGUAAGUUUGUCACGACCGAGGCGCCGGAACCGACCGAGCCGAUCAAGAAGUUUGUGCCGACCCGGCGCAACCGACCCUCGUUCUCGCUCGCCCGCAGUGGCCGCCUGUCGACCACGACGGAGGAGCCCGCGUCGGUCGGUAGCGCCGAUGGCGACAGUUCCGCUCCGCCCGCAGGGCCGUCGCCGUUUGUGCCGUCGCGCAAGCGCAAACCGCUGCCCCUGGGCGGCAGGGCGUCGUCCACCACGGAGCGGUCCAGCGGGGAGAGCGGAGCCGGCGACGAUACGGCCCCGCCGGCCGCGCGUCCCACGCGGCGCAGGUCGGCGUACUCGCUGAACCGGCCGGCACGGCCGCAAGCGUUCGAAAACUCGUUCGAUAAGGCGACGGUCGCGGCGAAGCCGGUCGAGCAGAAGUCGAUCAACCGCACCUCGGUGCUGCUGCCCAAGCGGCCGAACCUGUUCGUGCGCACCACCACCACGACCACGACCAGCACGACCGCAGCGCCCCCGACGGCGUACGGUGGCGACGCCACCGACCGAACGACGCUCGCCGACCGGUUCGGCUCGUCGGAGGAGCAGCGGUACAGCGGGGAGGAGAACGAGGGCGACAACGAGAUCCAGCGGCAGGGCAAGCGACUGUUCGGGCAGCUGGGCAGUGACGCCAGCAACAGCCUGCUGCUACCGGGCGAGGUGGAAACGGAACGGCCCCGUCCCGAGCCGACGUUCGGUGGGGUGCGAAGACCGGGCGGGCGUGUCGGAGGUAUAACGCCUACCCGGCCGCAGCCCAGCUCCGGCAGCAAUCGGUUCAUCUUCAAGAACAACCAGCCGGCCACGGCGAGCGGCAACGAAGGGUCGGCCGGGUCCUCCACCACGCAGCGCACCUUUACCACACGCACGCGCCGCCCCUUCGGCAACGUGGGCGGCUACAAACCGACCGCCCAGAACGGUACCGGGUUGGUGAGCGGUGAUGGGGCGGGCCCGGUGGCGGGUAGCGUCACGACGCCCCGCGCACGCUUCACGCCGACGACGCGCACGCGGCCCACGUUCGGCCGGCUCCGCUCGACGACGGCCGCCCUGGGCAGCCGCCUGAACGUGGAGGACGAGCGGGCCGCCCCGACGCUGAACGAGCUGAGCGGGGAGCAGGGCGGUGGGUUCGCAACGCGCCGCUACCAGCCCCGCAAGCCGACCGGCGGGCGGCGCAACUUUACCGCGCCAGCGGCGGGCGGUCGCAACGUGACGCUGCCGGGCGUGCUGCUACUAACCACCAGGGAGCCGGCAGAGGGCGCUGCACAGACGACGCCGGACGCGAACGGCGAAACGACGCUGCCGGCGACGGUCGAGUACGCCACGGACGAUACGAAGCAGUCGUCGGCGACCGAGUCGGAUGCGCUCGCACCAACGACGACGCCAACCGCUACCGACACUAUCACCACCAACUCCAUCACCACCACCACUACAACCACCACCACCACCAAGACCACCACCAACAACAACAACAACAACAAUGAGGCCGAAAACACUACCUCGUACGAGGAUACAACGCCCAACACAUUCAGAACCACCACCGAAUACUACACCGCGUCCGACGAGACGCACUACACGACACUGAAUACGGCCGACACGAUCUACACGAUUAAUGAUAAUAUCGAUAUUGAUGAUGUCAAUGUAUUGCAGGACCGUGGUCGCACGUCGACGACCACGGUGAAGCCGACCACGCUCUACCACGUGUUCUCGAUCGACAAGGAGAACGAGUCGGUGCCGUCCUCGACCGAGAUCUACCGGACGGAGGAGCAGGAGAUCGAGCUGCCGGCGGCGAACCGCACGGACAAGCUGGUCAAGAUACACCGCGUGGUCGAGAUCUACACGAAGAACGCGAGCAACCCGGACGAGCUGCCGGUGAUGCAGAAGCUGGGCGAGAUCAACCGGAAGAUCAUCAUCCGGCUGGUCGAGCCGAACCGGGCGAACCGCACGGCCGGCGGGCACGGUAGCACCAGCAGCAGCUACACGACGACGACGCUCGGUGGCGCCGCGGGAGGGGCAGCGGCCCCGGUGACCGAGCGCGUCGAGGAGGACGAGUCGGAGGAUGGGCGCGGCCGGCCGAUGGUGCUGUCCUCGAACAGCGUGUUUACGGUGGAAACGUCCACCAUACCGCUCGAGGGGCUGUUUGACCCCGAGAAGGGGGCCGGCUUCCCGACGACCGAGCUGCCGCAGGGCGCCGGCGAGGAAAGCCAAACCGUCGCACCGUACCCGGAGAUCCAGCGCAUUGCGAGCGCAGACUUCAGUGCCGAUCGGCCGCUCGACCAAGACGACGAACCCACCGCCGUGACGCAGCAGCAGCAGCAGCAGCCGGCGGUCGAACAGGUAACUAGCUUGCGGCCGGUGGACUUUAGCGACGGGACGGACGGCGACAGCGCCCCACCACACACGACCAACUACUACGGUGCGGUGGAGGAGGAGGCGGAGGAGGAGGAGCAAACGACGCGCGUGACGCUCGAGGCGGACGAUACGACGCUGCGCAGCAGCAGCACUGCGCGAACCACGCCGGUCGUGUCGUCCUCGACGCAGCGCGAGAUCGUGCACAAGUACACGCUGCCGGCCGAGUUCUCGUUCCAGGAGCCGUCGAGCGAAACGACCACGCUCAAGACGACCACGACGACGACAACAACCACGACAACGACGAUGACGCCCGAUACAACCACCACCUCCACCUCCACCCCGACCACCACGACGGCCGCGGCGCCGGAGCUACUGACGACGACAGUGGACGACGUGCCGGACCUGCCGACGGUACCCGACCGCGUCCAGUCGUCGCUGGUGCUGCCGAGCCGGGAGAGCAAGAAAAAGUACACCAAGCGCCCGGACGGGCCGGCGGUGCGCGUCCCGUCCGACUUUGCGUACAGCAGGGACAGCUCGGCCGAGGCGGACGGCGAGCGGGCGACCGAACCUUCGUACCAGACCGAACCGCCGGUCCAGACGACGACCAAGGCCACCCGGCACUACACGAACAAUCGCAAGUACGUCUCGUCGCUCUCGCUCCGCCCGAACCUGAACGGACCGGAGCCGGCCCAGGCGGCGCCCUCGUACCGCAAGUCCAAGGACAUACCGGUCGUACCGCUGCCGCGCACGGUCAGCUCGAAAUCCUCCACCCAGCGGGCACAGAGCGACACGACGACUAGCACGACCACAGCCGCCAGCAGCACUAGCACCACCACGACAACAACGACCACGCCCGCACCGAUCACCAAGAUCGACUUCAACAUCAAGUACGUGCUGCCGGUCAGCCUGCCGGACGCGGCCGCGCACGAGCUCAAGAUCGAGAGCAAGAACGACAAGUACAGCGUGCCGCUGUCCCCGAUCCUGCGGCCCGACUUUGUGACGCGCGAAAUUUCCGGCGAGCGGCAGGACCGCCAGUUCUCGCCCGUCUACCGGCCCGAGCUGGACAACGACGAGCUGACGCGCCAGCUAACCAGCGACGCCGAUCCGGUCGCGCUCGAGGCGGAACAUCUCGACCGGGAGAUACUGGGCGGUGGCGAGGACGGUGCCGACGCAGGGCAGCUGUCGGAGGAGAGUGUCGGACCAGUGUCGGAGCAGCUCGUCGGUGGCGGCGUGCUGCCGUCGUCGGCGGCCUACUUCCUGCGCCGCACGGCCGAGGUUAGUUUUUUGGGAACAACCGACCCCAUCCAGGUGAGGCCCCAAUACCGUCCGAGCCUGCGACGUCCGUCCGGCAGCGGGAAGCCAAGCGGGCUGCUGCAAGCGUCCAGAGAGCAGCUAGACACCACGACCGAACGCACUAAGAGCACGCGACGCUCUGAAGUGCCCUCAGCGAGCGGCGAGCAGGCGACCUCCGAUCCGGCGACGACGACAACGGCGACGACGCCACCGUCGCUGCUCACACGGCGCCGCCGUCCCACCACCGCCUCGAACUAUCUGGCCAAAAUUGCGAACCGACAGCGGCCGGCUGCUGCUACUGCUGUGAUGUCAUCGACGGAGGAAACCACCACCACCACCAGCAGGCCGGACGGGUCGCCAAGCCGAGGCAGCCGUCCGAACCUCACCAGCAACGGCAGGCGCAAAUAUGGACCCGCUAAUAGAACCGGUUAUACGGGCAGCAGCCCAACGGCCGGGAGCGAGAGCAGCACCACGGCGUCGAUCCCCAGCGCUAGCAGCGAAACGAGCCCAGAGGUAUCCACUCGACCGGUAAACUCAUUGUUCAAGCGCCGAAACAAUGGGUCCCCACUGACGCGCACCACGACGCCGACGCCACUGGAAUCGAUCCCCUCAUCCAGCGCGGCCCCGGUGAGCAGCAAGUUUUUCAAGAAGAACAAGUACCGCACCGGUGCACUCAGUACCGGGCCGGGCGCAGAACGUAGCGAGCAGCCGGUGCCGCCAGCCAGCCAGUCACUCGAUGCCGGACCGGGUGUCGAUCAGAACAUUGAGCCGAGCAUACGGCAGAACAGCAAGCUGUACAAUGCGAAGAACCGCUACCAGCAGAUAGGCGAACCGGAGGAGGACGGUGCCGAGCCGAUCGAGCAGGAGUUGCUGGACGCGCUCACUACGCUGUCCCGGGCGCCGCUGCCCGUCGUCAGCACCACCACCGUGCGCAACAAUGGGUACGAGUCGGUCGUGGACAAGGAGUGGGUCCGGCAGCAGCAAAAGCAGCCAGCACAGCAGCAGUAUGCGGCCGAGGUGAACGGACGUGCGACCACGCACAGGUACAACGUAACGCACGACUAUCCUAAUGCGGUCGGGUACGGCAGCGUUCCCGCGCAGGCGACGUCGACGCACCGAUUGCCGCCACCGGUUCAGCGGCCCCGCAUCGCUACCCACUCCGAGUACUAUUACCAGCAAACGACGCCCGGCCUCAUCUACACCUCACCCAUCGCCACGGCAACGAUCAGCCCACGGCAGGACACGACCGUGCUGUCGCAGCAGUUCCCCCGCAACCAUCAACCGGCGCACUACGAACGGCAGAGCGCUAGCAGUGGCAGACGAAAGCAGAAGGACGACGUGACCGGGCGCACCUACCGGCCGUCGCCGCUCGAUUACGACUACUACGACGAUGGAGACACGCGCAAAGUGGGCAAAUCCAGCUCGCAGGUUAAGGUGAUCAUGCACGGGCCGGGCAUCAUCGAGUGUCUCGACCAGGGCAACUUUCCGCACCCGCUGUCCUGCAAAAAGUUCAUCUCGUGUGCCAAAAUGGAGAUCGGAGGCGUCAUCGGCUGGGAGUACACGUGCCCGAAGGGUCUCAGCUACGAUCCGGUCGGGGGCAUCUGCAACUGGUCCGCCGGGCUGGGCUGCAAUGAGUGACGACCCUCACGUCGUCUUGGAACGUCUUGGUGUGUGAGCGUUCCCAAUUCCCUGCCCUGCCCGUCCCAAGGAUCCGGGGAGGGUCCUACAAUACGUCCUACAGUUUCGAUAGUUAGCUGAAGGGAAAUCAAUCGCAUAUGAUCAAGACUGGUGUCUGCUCUCUUUACAUUUUUUUGGGGCUAGCAUUUUUGUUUGUUUGUUUGUUUUGUCACUGAAAUCGUAAUCGUACCUUUCGGGGGUAGCUUCAUUCCUUCUCCGUCCGCUAGCGAGCGCCCGGCGGAGGAGACGGCUAGAGUGAUCGGAUGUGUGACCAAAGCCAGACGAUCAUACGUUUAGAAGUUAGUCAAUAUUCCAAUCAGCGGGACGGCACAAACCGCCCGUCUUAGCAUUAAGCUUUUUUUUCUCUUCUCUUGUAAGUUUACAAACUUUUGCUCUCUUUCCAGUUGUGGGAGAAACGCUAGACUGUUGCUACUUUCAAUACAAUCACGAUAUCCUUGUUUUGAGGCAAAGAUUUCUCCAAAAAAGGAACUUAUAAAAAAAGAGACCAGUGGCCUUGGGCAAUGAUUCUUUCCAAUUAGAAAAAGAACAUGCAAUCCCAUUAUUAAAGCAUAAUGCAAACAUUACAAAUAAUCGGCCUACUCUUCUGAUUCUUGCUUUGAGUGAUAUGUGUUCUGUUUUAACGAUUCGUGUAGCGUCACACACACCUUUCAAAUUAUAAUUUAAUUUUUUUCAUAAAGUAUUUCAUUCUAUCGCCUUCCCCCUGUCUCUUUUAAACGUGAGACAUCUUCACAGGCUAGCUCUAUCUUACGCCAUUUGUUUGCUUCGAUAUAGGAACUGAUGAGAAUGUAAGUGUGGGGUGUUGUAAGCCGACAAACUCAUUACUUCAUGCAUGAGAUCAUUUAAAUUACGUGCAAAUGCAGACGACGCAAGCGAACUAGCAAUACGAACCACGACAUUGUUAAUGUUAACAUACUCAGUUUUGUAAUAAAAUAGAUAUACGACGAUAAAACCAUCUUAAAACACAA
This is a messenger RNA of Anopheles arabiensis, 12436 nucleotides long. Its product is annotated as mucin-5AC-like. The transcript is spliced from 13 exons. NCBI's taxonomy places the organism in Eukaryota, Metazoa, Arthropoda, Insecta, Diptera, Culicidae. Gene Ontology annotation, molecular function: chitin binding; chitinase activity. Bases 609 to 11411 code for a protein of 3600 amino acids. Gene Ontology annotation, cellular component: extracellular region. Gene Ontology annotation, biological process: chitin catabolic process; carbohydrate metabolic process. The record is from RefSeq and is a predicted model, not a curated record.